Molecule: messenger RNA, 2349 nt
Organism: Hydractinia symbiolongicarpus
Lineage: Eukaryota; Metazoa; Cnidaria; Hydrozoa; Anthoathecata; Hydractiniidae
Exons: 2
Coding region: 247-1584 (445 amino acids)
Biological process (GO): potassium ion transmembrane transport
Cellular component (GO): voltage-gated potassium channel complex
Molecular function (GO): delayed rectifier potassium channel activity
Source: RefSeq, a predicted model, not a curated record
GAAUGAAAUAUAGAAUUUAGAGUCGACGAGAAAGUAUUACAGCUCUUCACAGCCAAUGUGCAUUUUCCAUAAUUUCAGUUGGAAAGAUUUAAAUCACGAUGAAGGAGUAAAAAAAGGAAGAACAAUUUAAAGAGAAAGCUAAAUUUUCUAUAUUUUUAGGAAGAUUUGCUUUUAUUCAGGGUUUUUCCCCUGGUUUGGUUGGUUCUCCAGGAAUCCUAUGAAGAAGUAAUCGAGUUGAAUAACAGAAUGCAAAUUUUUAGCAUGUUCCUGCUUUGUUUCCUGCAACAAGUCAACAUAUACCAAUGCCGAAAUACGCUAUAUAAUAUGGUGUACUGGGAUUUAAGACCAUAUAUUUUUACAAAUCAGAAAAACGAAAUUGAUGGUAUCUUUCCAAAGACCUUCCGUGCAAUAGCAUCGUAUUGUUUUGAAAAUAAAAAUGAUGAAAAUAAUACUGCAGAAUUUGUUCAAUAUCGACACCGAAGUAAUAACCAGGAGGAAUUUUUACAAUUAUUCAGGAAUUUGAGUAUAUCAUACAAAACAAACCAAUUAGCAGGUAUUUCCAGAAAAAAUGCAAUGUGGGGACCUAUGGUACAUCUUCGGUUAGAUACUGAACAUCUUAGGAAACGAAAAUUGUCUCGAUACACUUUCCACAGAUCAACAGCAAUAGCAGUUAUUGUUACGCGGGACAAAAUAUCAUUGUACAACAAGUUUAUCAGAAGGUUGUCAAGUUGUAAACAUACAUUAAUUUUGGCUGCGUUAUUGAUUGUUAUGUUUGGUAUUCUAAUCUGGAUACUAGAAAGAAAGGAUAACAACAACUUUAACGAAUCUUUCUUAGCAGGAACAUUAACUGGCAUAUGGUGGAGCUUCAUAACACUUACAACAGUUGGUUAUGGAGAUGUAGUCCCUAAGUCACUACUAGGAAGAAUUUUGUCUUGUGUUUUAAUGUAUACUGGGAUGGUAAUACUGUGUGUUAUUACGGGAACAGUAACAGCUGCUGUUAGUGGCACUGGUGAUCUAGGGAUAUAUAAAAGACGUGUUGCAGUAGUGGAAGAUUCUUACGAAGAAAGAAUUGCUAGAGAGGAUUACAAAGCAGAUAAUGUCAGUGUUACAAGCUAUGAGGCAUUGAUAAGAGAAGUUCAUAGGGGAAAUGUUUUUGCUGGUUUUAUGAACGAAGAAAUUGCAUUUGCAUAUCAAGACAACAUCACUGCAAAUAAUGUGCUGACACCGCUUAAAAUUAUAUACACAGUUCCUGCCAUUAUUGACAUAUCUGUCUUAUUGUCAAAUAAUAACGACGCCUCACCAUAUUGGAAAUGUGCGGUUGAGAGAGCUGAAGAAACUUGGUUGUCCGCUUUUAAAGAAUACCAACCAAAGCUUAAGAUUGAAUCAGUGUAUUACGAUUCCGUGUCCAAUUUACUUGACAGAAUAUUCUUUAGAAUAUUGAUAGGAAUCGUAGCAAGUUUAACACUGAUGGGAACGAUGUUUCAUUUCAAAAGACAAAACAAUUUAACAUGGAAAGAUAAACAGGAUAAUGACAAUGUGGAUAAGACGGUAAAGGAAUUGAAGAUGGAGUUAAAGACCAUCUAGUGAUCAAUAACAGGACGAUACAGAACAAUGUUGAUGUGCAAAUUGUAGGAGAAUUUACUUUUAAUAUUUAAAGUAAACACAAGUUUGAGCAGAAGAGCAUAAGAAAGGGAAAGAAAUGAAUAAGCACAAGAAAUUUGGAUUUGAAUUGAUUUAUUAACCUAUUUACCUGUGAUUAAAGCCUUCGGGAGGUAAGAACAUUCUGUAAAUACAAUCCAAAUUUUCCAUAGUGUCUUGUUAGAAUAUUGACGCAUGUAGCUUCACAUAUUUUUGGUUUCAGUAAAUUAAUUUUUCAUUAUUAAUUUAUAUUAUAUAUACUUAUACUAUGUCAUACAAAGAUUAUGUCAGUAAUUUUUCUGUGCCGUCAUCAGGAACCUAAAGGUCGACUAAAAUGCUACUUUAACAUUUUAUUUGAAGCUUCUGAAAAUUAUUUCCCGGUUUUUCUGAUAUUACACAAACCAAAGCGAAUCUCACGAGAAACUUUAUAAUUUUCGUUAAUGUACACACAGUGUGGAAGGAAAGCAAAUUACAAGUACGUGUGAGCCUUGUGUUUUUUGUUACCGACUCGUUUGUACGUUCUACUACUUCAGUACCACUUAUGAUGUUAGUAUCGCUUUAAAAACAUAGUUACAUUAUUGGACCAGUUUAUGUCUUAAUGUGCCCAUUUUGGAAAUGAAAUAGCGAAUUUUUACCUUGUUUAUUUGGCUGAAGAGUAUUGGCCAAGUGACGCUGUUCGGUUAUUUAUAGAAAUAGCUUUAUUUAUAUAUA